AAAAGACCUAUAUUAAGCUUAUAAUAAUAGACCAAAAAACAGUUAAGAUGCUAAAGUAAUAGUACUUGGAGUUUCGAAGUCGUUUAAGCCCAUGUGCAAACCCAUCCUUAUCUCAACGUGAACAAAGAUCCAAGUGGCCACAUCACCAGCCCCAACUUAGAUUACAACGAACGGCUGAGAUUCCUCUGGACCCCACAAAGUUGUUCGAUCUUUAACUCCAGCCUUCAUUAAAUAAGACAUGGAUCGGCCUCAGUAGUAUCUCUUACACCGGAAUCUGGUAAUUGGGAUCGCAGAUACGCCGCAUCUGCUAAAAUACGCCUCAUCCUUAAUAUGGGCCUUCUCGACCAGUUGUGGGACGAUACCGUCGCCGGCCCUCGGCCGGAGAACGGUCUCGGUAAACUCCGUAAGCAAAACACCUUCGCCGCCCGAUCUGCCUCCGGCAAGGAAAUGGAAAGCGGAAGCGUAAGAUCGUACGGUGAGGAAUCGUCGGAGCAAGUGACGAGAGUAACACGUAGUAUCAUGAUCGUGAAACCGCCGGGAUUCCAAAGUGGAUCGCCUCCGGCUUCUCCUGCCGGUUCAACUACUCCGGUGUCUCCGUUUUCUGGAACUAGAGAAUCCUUUCGGUUUCGUAGAAGGUCAACAUCGGAUGCGUAUGAGAAGAGAGUUCAAAACAGAUCAAACCCUUCUUCUCCUUUCGAUGAGUGAGAAAUGAGCUACCACAUAGCUGAGGAUGUUACCUUUUGGCCUUUGUUGUAAUAAUUUUUGUUUAGUUUAUUUGUGUGCAUGUAUAUCCCUGUAAUGUAUGGGUUGAAUUGAAGUUUUGUGCUGCAGUUCACGUUAGGCAUUGCGCUCUGUUUGGUUUUAUUUAGCUUAUUUAAGUCUUAAUUAGGUGAGCAAUGUAAUGGUUUUAAGUUGUAAGUAAAGAAGUCCAAGGGGUAGGAUAGUGGUGUAUCUUAUAAUAUGUAUGUGUAAAUCGAGCCUUUAAUUUAUUGUGUUGUUUUUCCAUGUAUGUAAGUUUUCUCUUCUUGAAUAAUAACCUAAUUUCUUGGUAA
Messenger RNA from Trifolium pratense (red clover), 1052 nucleotides. Its product is annotated as dormancy-associated protein homolog 3-like. Bases 331 to 705 code for a protein of 124 amino acids. The record is from RefSeq and is a predicted model, not a curated record. The transcript has 3 exons. NCBI's taxonomy places the organism in Eukaryota, Viridiplantae, Streptophyta, Magnoliopsida, Fabales, Fabaceae.